CUGGUUACCUCAAGUCCGCAAACGUCCCCUGCUGCAAAGCACCCGACCAAACCUUUCUUCGUCCCUUCAACGACCGAGUACUUUUUGUUGUCAACAUGCCUUUUGGAUUGGGAAACACUUCUUCCUCUUCAGGACUCUCUGGUGGAGGUGUCAAUAAUGAAAAACUCGAAGCUGCUGUUGUCGACUCUUGCGCGUCUAAAUGCCUCAACCAACGAUAUUCGGAAGCGGACCUCACAAAGGGUGAAGCUGUUUGCAUCGACAGAUGCGUAGGCAAAUUCAUCGAGGCCAACAAGAUUAUUGGCGAGAAACUGAGAGAGUCUGGCGGCGAGGACAGUGAGCAUGAAACGCACCUUGACGAAACCGAUGGCAGCGCUCUUUUCACGGAAGCACUGACGGCAGAGGUCAAGUCCGUACUUGCGAAUCAGACCAGCUUGGUGGGCGCAGUGGCGGCUA
Molecule: messenger RNA, 453 nt
Organism: Acaulospora colombiana
Lineage: Eukaryota; Fungi; Glomeromycota; Glomeromycetes; Diversisporales; Acaulosporaceae
Source: the annotation of a GenBank genome assembly